GCGGCACGCCGUUUGUGCUUUCCCCUUACCCCCACCUCAGCCUUCUCUAUUCCCAUGUCCAAACACCCCCUCUUCUCCUUCCCCCUAUAAAUACCCUCACCAUUCUUAUUCUCUUCUCCCACACCAAACCAGAACAAAGAAAAACUCGACAAUGGCAUUGUUAAACUCACCGGCCGCGAAGCUCGCCAUCGUCACCGUCCUCCUCUCUCUCCUCGUCGCAACCACGUCUGGUUACGGCGGACCAGGCCAGAUGGUCGGAGGAAGGACCGACAUCGAGGACGUGAAGACGAACAAAGAAGUUCAGGAACUCGGCCAAUUCUCCGUCGAGGAGCACAACCGGAGCCUAAUCCGAACUCUGAGCCGCCGCGCCGGGAACGGCGGCGCCGUCGGCGAGCUGAAGUUCUCGGAGGUGGUGGAGGCUCAGAAGCAGGUGGUGUCGGGGAUCAAGUACUACUUGAAGGUUUCCGCCGUCGCGAAGAGUGGAGAGCAGAGAGUGUUCGACUCCGUCGUGGUGGUGAAGCCGUGGAUGCAAAAUUCCAGGGAACUCCUCAACUUCGCUCCCUCUACCGACCGAGAUGUACAUUUCUGAGGAGGGUAGUUUGGUAAUUUCGAUUAAACUGUAUAAUCGUAAGCUCUAGGGUACGGAGGUGUUUUUAACUAAACUGUUUUUGUCUGAUUUGGGGUAUAGGGAGGGGUAGAAUGGUAAUAUCGUCAUGAGUAAUUGUGACUCUUAUGUAUGAAUAAAAACUAAUAAUGGAUUAUUAAUAUUAGAAUAAUUAUCGUUUCAUUGA
Messenger RNA from Humulus lupulus (European hop), 791 nucleotides. Its product is annotated as cysteine proteinase inhibitor B. Bases 152 to 589 code for a protein of 145 amino acids. The record is from RefSeq and is a predicted model, not a curated record. The transcript has a single exon. Lineage: Eukaryota; Viridiplantae; Streptophyta; Magnoliopsida; Rosales; Cannabaceae. Gene Ontology annotation, molecular function: cysteine-type endopeptidase inhibitor activity.